AGCCGCACAUGACCGAGCGGGGCCGGGCCGGGCCGGGAUGGGGCAGGAUCGGAUGUUCAAGGUGCUGGUGGUGGGCGACGCCACGGUGGGCAAGACCUCGCUGGUGCAGCGCUACGCCAACGACAGCUUCAACCGGCACUACAAAUCCACCGUGGGGGUGGAUUUUGCUCUGAAGGUGGUGCAGUGGUCGGAGUCGGAGACGGUUCGGCUGCAGCUCUGGGACAUUGCAGGGCAGGAACGCUUCACGUCCAUGACCCGCCUGUACUACAGGGAGGCCUCAGCCUGUGUCAUCAUGUUUGAUGUCACCAACGCCAGCACCUUCAGCAACAGCCACAGGUGGAAGCAGGACCUGGACAGCAAAGUGGUGCUGCCGGACGGGAGCGCCGUGCCCUGCCUGCUGCUGGCCAACAAGUGUGACCUGUCCCCGUGGGCCGUGACCCGGGACGAGAUCGAUCGCUUCAGCAAGGAGAACGGGUUUGCAGGGUGGGUGGAGACGUCUGUGAAGGAGAACAAGAACAUCCACGAGGCCAUGAGGGUUCUGAUAGAGAAGAUGAUGUCCUCGUGCACGGGGGGUGGCAGCCCCUGCUCUGCUGGCUCUGGGGAUUACAUCAGCAUCCAGGAGAGCUCUGCUCCAGGCUGGGCCUGCUGCUGAAGGCGCUGCACUCCGCGCCCUGCGCUCCUCACCAUCCUCAUCCUCAUCCUCAUCCUCACCAUCCUCACCAUCGUCCUCAUCCUCGCCAUCCUCAUCAUCAUCCUCAUCAUCGUCCUCAUCCUCAUCA
Molecule: messenger RNA, 779 nt
Organism: Passer montanus (Eurasian tree sparrow)
Lineage: Eukaryota; Metazoa; Chordata; Aves; Passeriformes; Passeridae
Gene: RAB29
Product: RAB29, member RAS oncogene family
Exons: 5
Coding region: 38-652 (204 amino acids)
Biological process (GO): vesicle-mediated transport
Cellular component (GO): vesicle; Golgi apparatus; trans-Golgi network
Molecular function (GO): GTP binding; GTPase activity
Source: RefSeq, a predicted model, not a curated record